UGUUCGACAUACGACGAGACAAGUGGUGCAUUGUAUUUUAUUUGUUUGAGUGUCACGUGGUGGUAUUGAAAUUAGAACCAGAGGAUAGGAAUAUGCCGAAUACUAUUAUAGAAGACAUGUCACAGCCAACGACAUUACAAGAGGCUAUUAAUACAAUAAAAUUUCUAAAAUCUUCACAUAAACAAGAAAUCGCAAAAAUGAAAGAGGCCUACAUGAAACAAGCAGAAAUAAUUAAAAAGUUGGAAAUUAAUAGAAAAAAGGAAUUGGAGUAUUUGUCGAACGAACUUCAAAAAUAUGAACUCAAUUUGGCCUUAAGGACGGAGGCUGUUAAAAAGCAGUUAGCACAAAAAGAUGAAAUAAUACAAAAGCAAGUCGAAAUAAUAGAAGAUCUUACUAAGAAAAUUAAAGAUAAAGAAGAUUUUGUCAUUCCAGAUAUAACGAUAAGCGUCGAGUCGAAUUCUGACUCCGGUGUUGCGAUGGAAAACGAUGACAGUUUAGAUAAAUCAGAGAAAAUCAAAGUGGAAGCAAAAGCAACUAGAAAAUGCAGUAGACGUUUUGCAGACCCCAUCAGUUUUCUACGAAGGGUUGAUUUUUCACCUAUGAAAUAUAAACCUUGCAAUCGAGAAAAUAAAAAGAAGGAUGACAAAAAGAAGAAUCUGGAUGUUCCUAUAGAUUCAAGAGUUUUUGUGAGACAAUUAAGUAACGAGAAAGUCAAUAGUGAUGAUGACAGACCAUCAGAAGACACAAUGUUUUCAGAUGAAGUUGUUGAACCACUGAUAUUAAGACCCAAGAAAAUGAAUGACAGCAUGAAUAAUCAUUUCUCUGAUGAUGGAAGUGAAGACACCAGUGAAGAAAUAUUUGACAGAGUUAUGACCAGAAGCAGCAUCCGAAGAUCUGUUAAAGCGAAUCCUAAAUAUAAAAAAAUAAGUAGAACUAAAUCUAAACUCUUGGAACAAGUUAAGGUUAAUAUUGUUGAUUAGAAAUGUAUUUUGUAAUAAAGAACUGAUAGUUUACGUUUAUUUAUUGUAAAAACACAAAUGUAAUUGAAAAUUACAAAAUUAUGUU
Molecule: messenger RNA, 1065 nt
Organism: Danaus plexippus (monarch butterfly)
Lineage: Eukaryota; Metazoa; Arthropoda; Insecta; Lepidoptera; Nymphalidae
Exons: 2
Coding region: 93-980 (295 amino acids)
Source: RefSeq, a predicted model, not a curated record